Messenger RNA from Suillus paluster, 1154 nucleotides. Its product is annotated as glutathione S-transferase. NCBI's taxonomy places the organism in Eukaryota, Fungi, Basidiomycota, Agaricomycetes, Boletales, Suillaceae. Gene Ontology annotation, molecular function: glutathione transferase activity; glutathione binding. Gene Ontology annotation, cellular component: cytoplasm. Bases 173 to 805 code for a protein of 210 amino acids. The transcript is spliced from 5 exons. The record is from RefSeq and is a predicted model, not a curated record.
GAAUAGGUGCAGUGCGGGGGUAAAGAUCAGGUUACUCAGCAUCCUGUGAUCUUAUCGUAAUAUGUAAUUCAUGUGGAGUCGUAGGUAUAAAUGAUCUUGCGUUCGAAUUCAUCGAUAUCUAUCUUUCAUAACACUUCCAUAUUAUUCCCAUCCCCCCCAGUAAUCUAACACGAUGGUUAAGUUGCAUGGUUUCACCCAUUCCACAUGCACGCGCCUUGUCGCGCUCGUCUGCAAGGAAAAGGAGAUUCCAUAUGAAUUGAUCAGCGUCAACCUGGCCAAAGGUGAACAAAAGGAGGCGGCUUUCAUCGCGGUUCAGCCAUUCGGACAGGUCCCGUACAUCGAUGACGACGGGUUCAUUCUAUACGAGUCCCGCGCGAUCGCAAGAUACCUCAUCAAGAAACACCCCAACCAGGGCACUCCCUUGAUCCCCACAGACCCUAAGGCGGAAGCCCUCUUCGAGCAAGCAGCUUCGAUCGAGACUUCCAACUUCAACGCCUUUGUCGCGCCCAUCGUCGCUGAAAAGAUUUUCAAGCCGCGCCGUGGUAUCGCAACUAAUGAGGCGGUUGUCGCUCAGCUAUUGGGCAUGCUCAAGGCCAAGCUGGACGUGUAUGACGUGAUCCUUGGCAAACAGCAGUACCUUGCUGGUGAUUCCGUCACGCUCGCUGAUUUGACGCACUUGCCUUACGGCGAUGCGUUUUGCCACGCUGGCUUUGCUGAAGAGUUUGAGAGCAGGCCCAAUGUUGCCAGGUGGUGGAAAGCCAUUUCUAACAGGCCUGCUUGGCUUGCCGUCAAAAAUGGUGCAUAAGAUCUUAUUCAAGGAAAUGCUCGUGAAGCAGUGAUGUGUCGUCGUCUGUAACAGUAAUAACAAUUUAUACUUCUGGAAAUCUCUGCAAAGACUGAAGUGUCUAUAUGCAUAUGUCAAAUUCAGCGGCAUUACAUAAUAUUGUAAGUACGAGUUGACACUAUUACGUAGUACUGGUGCCGAAACACGGGCCGCCUCUUGUUUCAAGUAGUAUUGUGUGACCAUCGUUCGCCAUCGCGUAGCUCGUCAUGCAGUCGUCGUUCUCGCAUUUCUUUUACCUCGUCCUUUCUCAGAUACGGGCAAUGGCUCGCUUUUCUCCUUUCUUACAUCUUGAUUCUUGAGAAGGUUCGAA